Messenger RNA from Eimeria necatrix, 1878 nucleotides. RefSeq lists its product as hypothetical. Gene Ontology annotation, cellular component: nucleolus; 90S preribosome; preribosome, small subunit precursor. The transcript is spliced from 11 exons. Bases 1 to 1878 code for a protein of 625 amino acids. Lineage: Eukaryota; Apicomplexa; Conoidasida; Eucoccidiorida; Eimeriidae. Gene Ontology annotation, biological process: endonucleolytic cleavage in 5'-ETS of tricistronic rRNA transcript (SSU-rRNA, 5.8S rRNA, LSU-rRNA); endonucleolytic cleavage in ITS1 to separate SSU-rRNA from 5.8S rRNA and LSU-rRNA from tricistronic rRNA transcript (SSU-rRNA, 5.8S rRNA, LSU-rRNA); ribosomal small subunit export from nucleus. Gene Ontology annotation, molecular function: RNA binding. The record is from RefSeq and is a predicted model, not a curated record.
AUGCCAGAGGGCUGGGAGGGCCUUUUGAAAAGCAAAUUUGGCUGCCACAUUUUUAGAGCGGCUGUGAGGGCUUUGGCUGGGGCUGACGGGCUGGUGGCCCCGGAGGAGGCGGGCCGCCGGGCGCGCCGGCAGCACCGGCUGGACUCUGCGGAAGAAGUGAAUUCUUUGGACGCGAAGGCCUCGGGUGUAUGUACAGCUCUGCUGGCCACCCCACCUUCUUUCGAAAAAGAAUUAAUUCAUUUGUCAAAAGAAAUAAUUCAAGUUUUGCAAAAGGAGAAGUUCUUGCUGCCCUUCGACCCCUACGCGGCGCCUUGUCUGCAGGUCCUGGGGCUUGCGCUCCAGGCGAAGAAGCUGCGGGAGCCACUUCAGCAGCUUGUCGAAGCGCUUUUCUCGUCUCCAAAGGAAAAGAACAGCGACGAGGAGCUUGUGAAAUUUGCAGAUUUUCCUUUUAGUCUUUUCGUUUUAUUUAUCACAAAGAUUUCCUCUUCAAGUUUGCAUUCAUUUGGGACAAGCUGGACCCGCGCAGGGCUUCUGCUGCUGCUGCUGCUGCUGCUGCUGCUGCUGCUGCUGCUGCGGGGCUUCUGUGCGGGUUUUGGGGGCGUUUUGGUGUCUUUUGUAUUUGCGGCGCCUUCCGGGUGUCUGGACACCUUUUUGCACUUAAAGUUGCGCUGUGCAGCAUCUGCUGCUGCUGCUGCAGCUGCUGCAGCAGCAGCAGCAGCAGCAGUUCUUUCUGUUUUUUGCUGCGUGUCGUGGACUCAAACUUGCUGUUCUGGUGCUCUACGUGCUGCUGCUGCUGCUGCUGCAGCUGCGCUGCGCAUAUUUGCUGUAGACUUGGUUGAAUUAGGCUUUGCCUGCUGCUGUUGCGGCAGCAGCUGCUGCAGCAGCUGCUGCUAUAGCUGCUGCUGCAGCAACUGCGCUGCGCAGAUUUUCCGGAUUUUCGCCUCCCUGCUGGAACUGAUGACCACCAACCGCCUGACUUCCCGCCUGCUGCAGCAAAUUGCAGACACUGGCAGCAGCAGCAUACAGCCCAGCAGCAUUCUCUACUUGAUAAGACAUUUAAUUCCCUUUGCUGCUUCUUUUGCCCUCGACCCUGUCGGCGGCUUCGUCCUCACCUCUCUCUACAACGCAGCCACUCCUGAGCUGAAGCGAGAGAUAGUGGAGGCGCUGCUGCCUGUGGAGUCGGAGCUGAAGGAGAAGAACUACACGGCUUACAUGAAGUGCGAAGUUUACAAAUUCACAAAAGACAAAGAAGAGUGGCAGAAGCGGCAGGAAAAGAGAAGCAAAACGCGAGAACUGUUCAAAGAUAUUAUUUCGGACGCAGCCAUCGAGGUGGAGAACACCCAGGAGGCGGCGGAUCUUCUGCCAGACAAUCCGAAGAUCAAGAAAUCCGAGGCCGAGUCGACUCUGCUGCAAAACGAGGGGAAAGGAUUUCGAAAACCAAAAAAAGAAAAUAAAAACAAAAAAGAAACUGUUUUUGGAGACGAAGAAGAGGAGAUAAACGCCAAGGGGAAAGCAGAAAAAGAAGCCAAACGCGCAAUCGAUGAAAUAUUCCUUGGAGGAAAGCUGAAUACAUCUGAGGAAACGCAGAAAGGAAAAGAGAACAAAAAGAAGAAACAGCUCACAGGGAAGGCCAAAGAGAGUUCAAGCUCUUCAGCGCCUUCAGACGAAAAUGAAAAUGCGAAUUUGAACAAGACAAGAAAAAACAAAGACUCCGCUGUCGACACAACUCGGGACUUCUUUGAGGAAAAAAAUACUUCAAAAAACAAAAAGGAAAUCGCGAAAAAAAGGAAAAUAGAGAUAGAGAAGUCGGAGGCGGACGAGCGCCCCGUGAAUUCAAAAAAGAAGAAAGCCGUUUCUGAUGGCAAGAAUAAACAAUGA